CAAUCUUAUCUAGUGUAUCCAAAGAUGAAAGGGGCGUAACUCUUAUGGCAACCAUUCGGAGAGCCAUCUUAUGUUUCGGCAGACGUUAUUUUGUUUAAAAGAAUAUUGUCUCUUUUUUAAGCCGUAAGAUUAUAGUGACAAAAAUCACCUUACCCAAGAGGUAACAGCUUUCUGGAGAGCUUAUAAGCAGAUUUUAUAUAUAUAUAAAAAAAGAACUUGUAGAAAGGAUAAAGUCCUAGGAUUGGGAUAUUCCUCGAGAGAGGAAGUCAGCCUCUUAAAGAAGACAGCAAUUUAAAAGAAUACAUCACAGGGGAAGCUAUCCCACCCAUCCGAGGCAUACAGUUCCCGAAAAAGUUAUAUGCUAGGAAGUUUCAAGGCAAAUGGCUUCUAAAGACAAAGCUAGUCUCAUAAAUGCCAAUGCCAAGGCAACCAAAGACGAAACUAUACUCAUCCAGGUUAAUGGAGUACCUGUGGACACGGUCCUCAUAGACAGAGGGUCACUCCCAAUCACGGGAGCGCGCAAGCUGCUCAAGCUACGCAAACCCCUGACUGCACGGAGAUUUAGGAAAACAACCAUAAACAUCCCAGCGGAAUUCCUCGCCAUCGUCAAGGGAAUGACCCUUCAGACGAAAUCAUCCUCCCAGGGGAAUAAAGUGAAACUUAGUCAGCCCAUGCUUGAGCAACUCCGUCUGUUGUUUUCUAGAGCGCAGAAAGAGUUUCACCUGCCCGUCUCGCUGGAAGUGUUCACCCUUAUGCUGGAGAGUUGUGGAAUCGAGAAAGAGGCAGCCUCGCGGCUGUUCGCCACAAUUGACUGGCCGGCGGCGGGCCUGAUUUCGUGGGACGAGUUGUGCACCUACCUCUACCUGGAGCUGACACAGGAGGAGUACAUGUUGAUGCGAGCAUGUCGAGUGGAGCUGUACGAGCCCCCCAUCCGCAAAAACUUGCCCCACAGGGAUCCUGCCAUAGCUCUGGCCAGAGUUCAUGAUGGCUUCUGGGUUAUCUGCAGCCAGAUGGGUACGCUCACCUUAUGGUCCUCCACCUUGAAAGUGGUUCGUCAAGCAUUUUGCGUGAGCGAGUCAAGAAACUGUAAUAGAUUGGCGAAGAAGUGGAUAACUGGAAUGGUCCUGAUGCCGGAGUACAGCAAGGUUAUCCUGACAACUGGAGAUCGGGAAAUCCAGUUUUUCGACUCAAGCUCAUUCCGACCGUUCUGUCAGUUGAGCGGCCUGAGGACACAGCCAAUGGCUGUGCAUUACGGCUCUUUGGGAGAAGGUAAAUGCAUCAUUGUGUACGGUGACCAGGCUGGCUGCGUAUCCGUGCUGACCUUUAAGAAAAUGGGCUCGUCAUUCAGGUAUUGGCACAAGGCGCCUCUGUACGAAGGUUUCAUCCCUAGCGUCCUGCUGGACCACGCAGUGGAGGAAGAGAGGAUAGACUUCACGUGCUGGCACGUGCACAAUGACUGGGUAGACAUGGUGCGCUACUACCCCGAGACUGACCAGGUCGUGUCCUGCUCGUCAGAUAUCAAUGCGUCGCUCGUGAUUGGGAGACGAAGAGCCAGCACCAACGUCCAGCAGGCUAUGGGUGAACAGCCGUCCAGAACCAAGUUUCUUGAGGCCAACGCCGUCCCCCAGCCACGGGCUCCGCAUGACCAACUGGUGUUCGGGGUAUUCUUGGGGGUCAGCUGCUUCGACUUCAACUAUGAGAUGAAAAUUGUGGCCACUGGAGGAACGGAUCACCAUAUCCGCUUGUGGAACUGCUACUUUACAAAGUCCCCCAUUGCAACACUGCGGGGUCACUACACGCCUAUUUUCUACCUCAUAAUCUGUGGCAACACAAAGCGGCUGUAUAGCGUCUCUAAGGAUAAGUGGGUCAAGGUAUGGGACGUGGUGCAGCACACGUGCAUACAGACCUUACCCUGGCACGUUCUCCAUCUGACCGGGGAGCUCAACGCGGUGGCCUUCAGCUGUGAGUCCGGGUCCCUGGCGCUGGUGGGCGAAAACAUGGUUAAGCUGAAGCUCAGGGCCAGGAAGGACGUGAAAGAGCGCUUCGUGAAGUCACAUGACAGCCCCGUGACAUGUUGCUGUUACAGCGAGGCGCUUAAGCAAGUCAUCACAGCCUGCGAGGGUUCGGUGGUAAAAACCUGGAACUUGGAGACAGGUCUCCUGGAGUCGGAGUUCAGAGAUGCCCAUGACAGCCAAGGCGUGGCCAGCAUGACCUUAGACCCUUUGGGCAGACGACUGAUCACGGUUGGGAGGGACGGAACGGGGAGGAUUUGGAACCACAACAACGGCCAGCGACUGAACGAACUACAACCUCAUGGCAGAUCGGCUCCUUUGACCACAGUCACCUACGUCGACAUAUACAAAGAAGGGUUUAUACUGACUGCUGGCUGGAAUCGGCGAAUCAACGUGUACCACGACGACAUCGACUCCAACACUUUCAUUCUUCCCCUGAUUCCCAACUUCACCAAGGACGUGGCGAAAAAAGGUCACAGGGAAGACGUCCUGUGCAGUGACUUCUGUCCACCUAAGUGGAUCGCCACGGGAGGGUUCGAUGGACUGGUUAUGAUAUGGGACAAGGAGAAGAGUCAACGCGAUUUUGUUCUCUGUGCUCCCCUUCCACCCGACCUUGAACCCGAAAAUGAACAAGAUAAGGGCGUGAACUGCUUGGCUUUUCUCAAGCAACGAGUAAAACGACGGUUGCCAGGGACGCUGGUGGUCGGUGGUCCUUAUGGUUACGUGCACAUCUGGGACGCCAUCUACAAGGCCUCCUUGGUGGCACAGUUUGGACUGAAGAGACAAGGGCCACAGGACUUCACCGUGACAGCAGUAGGAAGUGACGUCGACAACAAGAUUUUGGCAGUGGGCGAUAGCCAGGGUCACAUCACAGUCUACACCCUGGACCAUUGCAUCAUGCGGAGAACGGAGGGUGGACCACCACCAGAGCUGGCUUGCUGGGAGGCUCACCUGAAAGCAGUGACGGACCUCAAGGCGGUGCUCGAGCACCCCUACCUCGUUUCCUGCUCCGUCGAUGGUUGCGUGCGUCUGUGGACGAUCCAAGGCCACCUGAUCGGCACCUUUGGGCAGCGGCAGCUUUGGGACUUGAAAGACGAGUCAACUUUCAGGCAUCCGCGAAUUCCCUCUGAUAUCUGGGAUGCCUUUUACGAAAUAGAAUUCCAAAAUUCCGAGGAGACCAAAGCUGAAGAGUGCUUGAAAACAGAAGCAACACACAAAGCCGGAGAUGCUAAAGGCGCCGUUGCAGAAGCCGUGGACUAUUGUAAAAAACGGAAAUCCGAGCCGCCCAGACGCCACAGACACUUCGAGGACGAAGGCGUUCCACGCGUGUACAGCCUUAGCGGCAGCGUCGCACCCUAUUGCGCAUUGCGUGUUCAUUCGCUGCAUCUUCCUCCCGUUGACCCCAAGUUACCAGCUGCAUUAGCAGCGCAGAUUUCCACCGAGUGAUCGGCGGCUUCUUCAGUUGCAGUCUUCUUUGUUUUGCAUCAUCGUAAUCCAUCAUCAUCGACAGCAGCAGCAGCAGCAGCAGCAGCAGCAGCAGCAAGAGGAACAUGUUCAAGAGACACCCUCACGCCGUUCACUGUUUAUUUGGCUUCAAAUCCCACAUGGUUAUAUCGUGAAACUACGUGAAAAGCUUUUCACGUCAGCAAAAAGAACGAAAAUGAAGUAAUAAAGCAAAUAUGAAGCUUGUUGGACAUUCCAUGAUCCAGCUGUUGCUCUUAUCCUUUCCUUCUGUUAACAGCAUGAGUUCCUUCAGUUCACCUGCUGAUUCGGCUGUUGGUAAGAAGUGAGAACCACUGUUUUUUGCAAUCAACCUUUCCUUGUGAUUCAUAUGUCUGCCGUCGAGUUGUAAAGAUCUGCUGUGAUAUCUUCGGAUGUUAUCUGGCUAGGCAUUGCAGAUGUUCACCUACACAAACAUUUUUUCCUAGCGCCUAAUAGUGGUUUAUCUUUCACUCGGUAGUCUGCAUCAUACGGAGCUCAUUUUUCAUUUUGCUUCACUCUGAUAGCAGAGUAUGAAUUUGCUUGUUUAAAUUUUACGUUGCAGAGACUUUAAAGUCUUUCAUUCCAACUCUAUUUAGUCCUUUUAGAAGACGCAUUUUAUGGAAGGGAAUUUAUAAACUGUACAUUUUCUUGACUUUUUGAACAUAAGUAUGGAAAGCGGUCAUUGUAUUAGCCGUUACAUAUUGUCCAGUGAAACUUUGUAAACCAUUCUGAAGUCUCGAGUAAUUAACACAAAUUGUAACCCACGUUUUGGAAUCUCAGGUAUAUAAAAUUAUGGUGACAGUGGAUUUGUCUUGUAUCUUGUAGUUAAAAUUUUUAUCGAUCGUUGAUUACAGUCACGAUGGUUAAGCAGUUACAGCUUACCUUUAAAAGUAUGUGCGUAAGUGUAAGAACGAUAAUAGUUUAAAUACUGCAACACUUUGUUGUAAGUGAAAAUUAUAGUUAGCAAGUACAUAUGACUGAGUGACGUAUUCACCAGAUGAUGGUUAAGCUCUAAUGUUAACAUCCUUCUGACAGCUGCACCAGGAUAUUUGAAAAAAAGUCGAAGGUGUUUAGCAUUAAAUAUAAUUUGUUUCCCGUCUCAGCAAAGCUCUCUGGUAAACUAAACGUCCCACUCCCAUAACACAAAACAGCAGUCACGUGACUCGGUAGAUUUCAAAUGUUUAUUUAUUGCAUCUGUUUGGAGUCUUAAUUCGUAAUUAACAAAGAUUGCUUUUGUUUAUUGAUUAUUUAAUUACAAAUAUAGUCAAGGGCGUGUUUAUUUAUCUGAAAGGCCACAUUACACAUUCAAGCGUCAAAAUUUCCAGACCGUAAGGGACACAACUAUAUAUAUAUAUUAAAAUCGGUUUAAAAAGUUUGAUUGAUGCCCUUGCAGUCAAUUGCUAAAAGCGCAACGGUAAAAAUGUUGAAAGGCGGAGUUCAGAGUUCGUCUAGGUGUGCAACACAGUUUUCGUUGUUAUGUCUGUCAUUUAUAUUUUUCUUCUGCAUUACGUUUCUUUAUAACCUUCUCCGAGAGUGCUAAAUUACCGGUAUGGAAGUGAGCACAAAAAGCUAGCAUGUUCUUUAUCGUAAAAAUGUGCUUAAGUUACGUAAGAGCACUCCAAAUCACAACUGCCAAGGGGA
Pomacea canaliculata is the source of this 5135-nucleotide messenger RNA. RefSeq names its product WD repeat-containing protein on Y chromosome-like. Lineage: Eukaryota; Metazoa; Mollusca; Gastropoda; Architaenioglossa; Ampullariidae. The record is from RefSeq and is a predicted model, not a curated record. Gene Ontology annotation, molecular function: protein binding. The transcript is spliced from 24 exons. The coding region runs from base 381 to 3458 and encodes 1025 amino acids.